Panicum virgatum (switchgrass) is the source of this 4423-nucleotide messenger RNA. RefSeq names its product villin-2-like. Gene Ontology annotation, molecular function: actin filament binding. The transcript is spliced from 26 exons. The record is from RefSeq and is a predicted model, not a curated record. NCBI's taxonomy places the organism in Eukaryota, Viridiplantae, Streptophyta, Magnoliopsida, Poales, Poaceae. Bases 1104 to 4046 code for a protein of 980 amino acids. Gene Ontology annotation, biological process: actin filament severing; cytoskeleton organization.
CCUCCUCCCCCCUGUCUCGCUUUCCGGCCUCCCCUUCCGUCUCUGAUCCACUGAUCACUCCCCGCGUUUCGCUCGCCCUGAUCCGGCGAUCAGCGGGGAGCCUCCUCUCCCGGCGCACAGAUCCGGCGGCGACGCACGCCCUCCGCCGCCCGCCCGGCACCGGCAGAACGCCACUCGAUCCAGAUCCAGCUGCUAUCUUCUACCAUGGAUUGGGGAAAUUACGAAGUGCAUACACAUAUAGCGCGACUGGACUUGCUGCUGCUGCUGCAGGCGGGAUAUUUGGGAUUUGAAGGCUGGAAAGGCUACUGAAGUAAAAGUGACAAAUGCCCCACUGUCGGUAUCUGGUCAAAGCAUAGGCUCAUAGCGCACCAGUUAUGAACAUGGGGACAAGUACAACACAAAUAUGCCAGGGAUGAUGAAUGCCUAUUUUGCCAGGAGUUGAGGGAAAGUGCAAAGCUACAAGAUAGCAUAGUACUUCGUAAAGGAACAAGUUGGAAUUUUCUUACACGAAUAGUGACCGUAGAGUGACUGUUGGUUAGAGCAGAGACUUAGGGUCAUGCACCCUAUCUGUUGAGAGUAUCGCUUUGUCUCUUUUUACUAACCUGAUAUAUUUGGAUACAUAGUAAAUUUACUGUUUAGGUAAAGGUAUACGAAACAUCGUCUACAUUCCAGUAGCAUGCAUUUGAAUCAGUCAACUACUCACUAAUCACUAUUCACUUGCUGCUACUUUUUUCUAGGCAAUAGCAAAAACAAUUCAAUGCUGAUUACUAUUUGCACAAAGUUUCUUUUUACCUUUUUAUUUUCUGUCUGUUAGCACUAACUUCAACCCAUAUUUGAUGAAGGAUCAAGAAACCACUUAAUGUAGACAACUAGAUGCAAAAGGAACUUGGAACUUCACCAAUUCAAUUAAAGCAAUACCAACUUCAUGGUUAUGGGAUAGGAUGAGCAAUGGAGAUAAAUCAGGGCUCACAAUCUGAGACUGAAGACCAAACUGACUAAAGUGCAUAUGGUGUGUCUCUAAUAUUCAGCACACUUGUUGUGCAGUGGAACCAUCUGCUAUCAUCUUGUUUUCUUCAAAUUAAUCCCAGAAAAGUUGCUUCCAGAUGUCAACUACAAAAGUGCUAGAUCCUGCUUUCCAAGGAGUUGGCCAGAAAGUUGGGACAGAAAUAUGGCGUAUUGAAGAUUUUAAACCAGUUGCGUUGCCAAAAUCUGAUUAUGGUAAAUUCUACUGUGGAGAUUCAUACAUAGUUCUGCAGACAUCCUGUGCCAAAGGUGGCGCGUAUCUGUAUGAUAUCCACUUCUGGAUUGGGAAAGAUUCAAGUCAAGAUGAAGCUGGGACUGCGGCCAUCAAGACAGUUGAACUUGAUGCCGUCCUUGGAGGUCGUGCAAUCCAACAUAGGGAACUCCAAGGUUAUGAAUCUGACAAAUUUUUGUCAUACUUCAAGCCUUGCAUUAUACCUUUGGAGGGUGGUUUCGCCUCUGGGUUCAAAAAGCCUGAAGAGGAGAAGUUUGUAACACGGCUGUAUAUUUGCAGAGGGAAGAGAGCUAUACGAGUUAAAGAGGUUCCCUUCGCCCGGUCAUCGUUAAACCAUGAUGACGUGUUUGUCUUAGAUACUGAAAAUAAGAUAUACCAGUUUAAUGGUGCUAACUCCAAUAUCCAAGAAAGGGCCAAAGCAUUGGAAGUGAUCCAAUAUUUAAAAGAGAAAUAUCAUGGUGGUGUGUCUGAUGUUGCAAUCGUCGAUGAUGGGAAGUUACAAGCAGAGUCAGACUCUGGUGAAUUCUGGGUCCUUUUUGGAGGUUUUGCACCAAUAGGGAAAAAACCUGUGAGUGAUGACGAUGUUGUACUUGAAACUACGGCACCAAAGCUCUACAGCAUCAAUGAUGGUCAACUGAAGCUGGAAGAGGCAGCUCUUACAAAAGCUAUGCUUGAAAAUACCAAAUGUUUCUUACUUGAUUGUGGGGCUGAAAUAUAUGUAUGGGUUGGCCGGGUAACUCAAAUGGAGGAUAGAAAAUCUGCCACCAAAGCGGUUGAGGAAUUCCUUAUUAAUCAAAAGCGUCCAAAGACAACAAGAGUUACACAAGUCAUUCAAGGUUAUGAGAGUCAUGCUUUCAAGUCCAAGUUUGAAUCAUGGCCAGUGGGCAAUGCUGCUGGGAGCCCUGGCGUAGAGGAAGGGAGGGGAAAAGUUGCAGCUUUGUUGAAACAACAAGGUGUUGAUGUAAAGGGAGCUGCAAAAAACACCGCUCCAGUAAAUGAGGAAGUUCCUCCUUUACUUGAAGGCAGUGGAAAGCUUGAGGUAUGGUGUGUUGAUGGCAACACUAAGACUGCUCUGCCGAAAGAGGACAUCGGAAAGUUUUACAGUGGAAACUGUUAUAUCAUUCUCUAUGCAUAUCAUUCAGGCGACAAGAAAGAAGAAUACUAUCUCAGUUACUGGAUUGGGAAGGAUAGUUUGGUGGAUGAUCAAACGAUGGCAUCUCAGUUAGCUAAUACAAUGUGGAAUUCAUUGAAAGGACGGCCUGUUCUGGGUCGCAUAUAUCAAGGGAAGGAGCCCCCACAAUUCGUUGCUCUUUUCCAGCCCAUGGUUAUCUUGAAGGGUGGAAUUGGGUCCGGGUACAAGAAGCUUGUAGAAGAAAAGGGUGUGACUGGUGAGACUUAUUCUUCCGAAGGCAUUGCUCUAUUUCGAGUAUCUGGGACAUCGAUCCACAACAACAAGAUUCUUCAAGUUGAUGCGGUGGCAACAUCUUUAAGCUCAACAGAGUGUUUCGUAUUGCAAUCUGGAAAUGCUAUGUUUAUGUGGCUUGGCAAUUCUAGCACAUAUGAGCAACAGCAGUGGGCAGCAAAAGUUGCUGAAUUUUUGAAGCCUGGUGUUGCAGUGAAGCAUUGCAAGGAGGGGACAGAGAGUUCUGCUUUCUGGUUUGCACUUGGUGGGAAACAGAGUUAUACAAACAGAAAUUCUACUCAGGAUAUUAUUGCUAGAGAGCCUCACUUGUAUGCAUUCUCAUUCAAGAAUGGGAGACUGGAGGUUACUGAGAUCUUCAACUUCUCCCAAGAUGAUUUGUUAACUGAAGACAUGAUGAUACUGGACACACAUGGUGAGGUCUUCAUUUGGAUUGGUCAAUGUGUGGAGUCAAAAGAGAAGCAGAAGGCAUUUGAAAUUGGCCAGAAAUAUGUAGAGCAUGCAAAUUCUAUUGAAGAUCUUUCUUCAUAUGUACCACUAUAUAAAGUCAUGGAAGGGAAUGAGCCAUGCUUCUUCAAGACGUACUUCAAUUGGGACAACACAAAAUCUGUGGUUCAUGGGAAUUCAUUCCAGAAGAAACUCUCGCUACUUUUUGGAUUUCGUUCUGAGGGUGCACCUAGGAGCUCUGGUAAUGGUGGACCCACUCAGAGGGCAUCUGCAUUAGCAGCUCUAUCAUCUGCAUUUAAUCCAUCGUCCCAACAAAAGCUGUCUAAUGAGAGGCCUAAAAGCACAGGCGAUGGACCCACUCAACGUGCCUCUGCACUUGCUGCCUUAUCAAAUGCAUUUAAUCCAUCCUCAAAACCCAAAACUCCCACCCCACCUCCAUCUCGUUCAGGUCAAGGAUCUCAAAGAGCAGCUGCUGUAGCUGCAUUGUCCUCUGUGCUGACUGCUGAGCAAUCUGGAUCUUCAGAAAAUCUACGAGCCAAGGCUAGCAGCACAGCAGAUAAGACAGAUGUUGACAGGGUUGUAAUAACUCAAUCUGGUGCAUCUUCUCCUCAGUCUGAAGCUGGGGAGUCCUCUGUGUUUCACCAAGAAAAAGAUGUUGUAGAAGGGGCACCAUCUGAGGCUGAUGGAGCAGAGGCUGAGGCCCCAGAGGAAGAAACAACAGAGAAUGUGGGUGAAGCAACCUUUAGCUAUGACCGCUUGAUAACCAAAUCCACCGAUCCUGUUCGUGGGAUAGAUUACAAACGCAGAGAGGCAUACUUAUCAGAUAGUGAGUUUCAAACUGUUUUUGGCAUGACUAAGGAUGCAUUCUACCAACAGCCAAAUUGGAAGCAAGAACUACAGAAGCGAAAAGCUGAUCUCUUCUGAAGAGAACAAGCUUCGUAUCUAGUGUCUGCUAUAAAAUUUGAUCCUCUUAUCGUGAAUGGGAGUAAAUCUAUCAUAUAUUAUCAGUUAUGCUGCUUUCUGAGGACAGGCUACUGGUGGCUUUGCUCAAUUGGUUUUUUUGCGACCAAUUUUAUAGGUCAAUUCUUUUAUUUGUACAUGGCCUGAGUUGUGCUGCUUGCGAGGUCCUUAUAUACUCUAGCUUGCUUUGUGACUGUCCAUAUGUGUGUAUAAUUUUUUUUUUCAUUGGUUUGUUACGUAUGGGCAUUUCCUGGUAGGUCAUCCUUGAUUCAUUGUAUUGUUACUCAGGUGCAUUGCUCACGAAAUAUUUGUGCUGUCUGUUUGCUGUUGAUGGUUGACAA